AUGACAGAAGCUCAUAUAGCAGCAAUAUCAUCAGUACAAUGUCAGUUCUUCGAUUGCCAUGACGAUCCAUCAUCGGAGCCUGAUGAAGGAGAUUUGAGAGAAAUGGAGUUCUCGUGGCUAGGACUUCUACAGUAUAUACACGUUAAGAAUGCAACGCCACACUACUUCAGGGUGCCAAGGGUGGUCCUCAUUAGUAGACAAUUCGCAUUGUCCACAGCCAUGGACGCUGCACAGGUGCCGAAAGGAUACGCUUUAGGCAACGUUGUGUUUGCGGACUACGAGCGAGACGAGACAGAAUGCGGCGUGAGUAUAGAGGAUCUAGCUCACGGCGCUAUAUGUGACCCAGCUAUUGUGCUGAUGCCAAUAGCUGAUGUGCUGCUUCACCCGGAGUACAAGCACUUCGGGGCCGUCGACAGCCUCGCGAUCUUGAAGCUUAUCAUGCCUGUCAAAUCUUUUUAUGUAGUGCCGGCGUGUCUACCGUUCAAGAACUAUGUCUACGAGAAGAAUCCCAAACACGACCAUGCCGACAAAUUAUUCCACAUUGAUUUUGUUAAUGAUGUGCCAAGAGAUUUUUUGAACGAGGAAAAGCAACUGGUCCACCUACAUUUAUUACCAAGGGAGCUGUGCUAUCUCUAUGACGAUCCAGAUAAUGGCACUUACCUGAUGAAGAACCGUAAGGCGUGUACCACAGGAUGUAGCUUCCAUUCCGGUGCACCCACUUUGGUACACGAGCACACAGGUCACUGGACACUAGUGUCUAUUUCUGAAGGUGGGACUCCAUGCCCAGAUCCUCUGCGACCUCGUCGACCCCCCUCGCCCCCUCGCCACAUCUUGCUGCACCCGUACGUGCCGUGGAUUACUGCAGCCAUCACAGGCAAGGCGGUGGGAGCCUUUGCUAAGGAUGAUCCUUUUGGCUACGUGAUGCCUCGAGCAUCAGUUCACGAUUUGGAUCACCAGUGGAACGGCCAUUGGUGGAUGGGAGGACUGAGGUGCUUCGACAGGGGCGACGCCUCCAGCGACUUGUUCAAGUUCUACCACGAGACCUUCCAAGUCAAGCCCACCACUCAGACAUAUCUUCACUAUCAUUUAGAGGUGUUCACCCCUGAUAGUGCAUCCGCAGUGUGUUGCAAAGUCGGUAUGCCCUUCCGUCUGGGACAGCCUUUUGUGCACGAUUUAGAUUCACCGGUAGUAAAGAUUCGCAUACCAACUUUAGCCUUCGUAAACACCUACCGGUUCGUGAUCCACAUGUUUGCGUACAACUUUACUGAGUCUUCCACAGAUUCUGCCACCACAUCGACUGACUCCUCAUCAUCCAGCUGAUUUGGACCUCUCAACACGGCUUACAUUACGAUGGCAGUUAUAGGACUGAUCAUGUAUUUUAUUGUACAAGCGUCCUGGGUUUAAUUUUCAUUGAAACGACAUCCUUUGCGCGUCCAGCCCUACUCGUGUCGCUCGUUUGCGCUCUGUCGUUGUCCGAUUCGUUGACGUCCGUCGACGUAGACAAUGUAUGAAGUUACGACGUACGUCAAUGUCAAAUUCUGUGUAAAACAACGGAGCAGCAUCGCUCUGCAUCAACGCAACGGAGCAGUGGAGCCGGUUCAUUAACCUGUAGUUUCGAUUGUUUCAAAAGAACUUUGU
Messenger RNA from Plodia interpunctella (Indianmeal moth), 1638 nucleotides. RefSeq lists its product as uncharacterized. The transcript is spliced from 11 exons. The record is from RefSeq and is a predicted model, not a curated record. The coding region runs from base 1 to 1320 and encodes 439 amino acids. Lineage: Eukaryota; Metazoa; Arthropoda; Insecta; Lepidoptera; Pyralidae.